GAUGGCCGCCGGGCGCCCUCCUCCUUUUCCGGAUUCUCCCUGACAGGGAACUCCGGGCUAGAUACCUGGUGUCUCUCGGCCGCCUCCAAACCUCUAACCCGGAGCAUCCGUCUGCCCCGCCUUCAGGAGCCCCCGGCGGGAGGCGGGGGUCACUUCCUGUCCUGAAGCCUCCGCCCCGCACACCUGCUUUCCUCCCACUCCGGGGAGAGGCCUGGGAGCGAGGAUCCGGGUCGGGGAGGGUUCCGAGCCCCUCUAGCCAGCUACCUGGGUGCCUUUGGGGCGGGGCGGGGCGGGGCCGGUCCUCACGGAGCCCCCUCCCCUUCCCCCCCCCCCCCGCCAAUAAAGGCAGCCGGCUGAGCCCUCUCCCUGCACCCACCAGCCAGGCUGAGCAGCUGAAGUCCGUCCGCCUCUCCCCUUCGGGCACGAUGAGUUUCACCACCCGCUCCUCUACCUAUUCCACCAACUACCGCUCCCUGGGCUCCGUCCGGGCGCCUAGCCACCGGAUCCGGCCGGCCAGCAGCGCGGCCAGUGUCUAUGCCGGCGCCGGUGGUUCUGGCUCCAGGAUCUCCACUGCCCGAUCCAGCAGCUUCCGCGGGAGCUGGGGAGCCGGGAGCAUGAUGGGGGGACUGGCUGGGAUCGGGGGGGUCCACGGGGAGAAGGAGACCAUGCAGGACCUCAACGACCGCCUCGCCUCCUAUCUGGAUCGCGUGCGCAGCCUGGAGACGGAGAACCGCAAACUAGAAGGGAAGAUCCGGGAGCAUCUGGACAAGAAGGGCCCCCGGAUCAGAGAAUGGGGCCACUAUUUCAGGACCAUCGAGGAGCUGCGGGCGCAGAUCUUCGCCAACUCCGUGGACAACGCCAGAAUCGUCCUCCAGAUCGAUAACGCCCGGCUGGCCGCUGAUGACUUCAGAGUCAAGUAUGAAGCAGAGCUGGCCAUGAGGCUGUCCGUAGAAAAGGACAUUCACGGCCUCCGGAAGGUCAUCGACGACACCAAUGUGACCAGGCUGCAGCUGGAGUCCGAGAUUGAGGCCUUGAAGGAAGAGCUGCUCUUCAUGAAGAAGAACCAUGAAGAUGAGGUAAAAUCUCUACAAGCACAAAUCGCAGGCUCGGGGCUGACUGUGGAGGUGGACUCUCCCAAAUCCCAGGACUUGAGCAAGGUCAUGGCUGACAUUCGAGCCCAGUACGAUGCUCUGGCCCAGAAAAACAGAGAAGAGCUGGAUAAAUACUGGUCCCAGCAGAUUGAGGAGAGCACUGUGGCCAUCAACACAAGAUCUGAGGAGGUGGAAGCUGCUCGAAAUACUGUCACCGAGCUGAAACGGACAGUCCAGUCUCUAGAAAUUGACCUGGACUCCCUUCGAAAUCUAAAAACUAGCUUGGAAGAGAGCCUGAGGGAGGUGGAGACCCGUUAUGCCAUACAGAUGGAGCAGAUCAAUACAGCCCUCCUACACCUUGAGGCAGAGCUGGGGCAGACUCGCACUGAGGGGCAACGCCAGGCACAGGAAUAUGAGGCGCUGCUCAACAUCAAAGACAAACUAGAAGCAGAGAUCAACACCUAUCGAAACCUACUGGAGAAUGGGGAGGACUUCAAUCUUGUACAUGCCUUGGAUGGCAGCAGCAGCUCCUUACAAAGUAUACAUAAGACCAGCACCCGGAGGACCGUGGACGGCAAAGUGGUGGCAGAGACCAAUGACACCAAAGUUCUUCGGCGUUAGAGCCAUAAACUGAGGACCUGGGCCAAGGCCGGAAGUUAAUAAAGGCUCUUUGGUCACCUGGAA
Messenger RNA from Monodelphis domestica (gray short-tailed opossum), 1775 nucleotides. RefSeq names its product keratin 18 (gene KRT18). NCBI's taxonomy places the organism in Eukaryota, Metazoa, Chordata, Mammalia, Didelphimorphia, Didelphidae. Gene Ontology annotation, cellular component: cytoskeleton; keratin filament. The record is from RefSeq and is a predicted model, not a curated record. Gene Ontology annotation, biological process: intermediate filament cytoskeleton organization. Gene Ontology annotation, molecular function: structural molecule activity.